AUUACACAAACACUUACACUCACUCCCAACACUCGCACGCACUUCGUUAGCAGCACCUCCUCUGACAGCACAGGCUUAUAUUUCUUUUGGAUAUCUCACCUAGAAGAGCACCAAAGAAAAGCUCAAGGAAGAAAUAUUGGACACAAAGAAGAAAUAAAGGACUAUCAGAACUGUCUUUCAUAACUUCAAAAAUAUUUCCACUUUCUUUUUUUGGGAGUCCCAAUUCUGUCCACCUAUUCAAGGAGUGACUCAAGUCUUUGGGUGAAUGGGUUGUCAUGGUGACUGACACUGGCAGGCUGACCCCACAAGAAGCCUCAAUGUUGAAUGGAGAGAGAGCUGCAGUGACCAGCCAGCAAAAGUAAAAGGAAGUUAUCAGAGAACGGGCAAAAAGGAGAGGGGAGGAAGAUAAUGGAGGACGGCUUCUCCAGCUACAGUAGUCUGUAUGACACCUCCUCACUGCUGCAGUUCUGCAAUGAUGACAGUGCCUCGGCAGCAAGCAGUAUGGAGGUGACGGACCGGAUCGCCUCCCUGGAGCAACGGGUUCAGAUGCAGGAGGAUGAAAUUCAGCUGCUCAAGUCGGCACUGGCUGAUGUGGUAAGGAGACUGAACAUCUCAGAGGAGCAACAGGCCAUGCUCAACAGAAAAGGACCAACCAAAGAAGCAGCAGUGAGGAGAGACUCCUCUGACAGCAGUGUUGGGAAGCCAGCUAGACCCAUGAUUGCUGCCUUGCCCCUGAGGCCUACGGUCAAUAAUGGCACUGUCUUGCCAAAGAAGGGUGGCACACUACCAUCUCCCCUGGGCUCCAAGAAGGACAACAACACACCAGCAACCAAGAGUCUGUCCAAUCUACCCAGGUUUCUUCUAAGGCCACCUUACAGCACUGUGAAGAGAACAAGUUCAUCAGAGCAUGUCGGGCCCAACAACAGAAAAGAUAGUGGCACAGAUUCCAAAAGUAAUCGCACACGCACCGGUUCCACAGGAAGCAGCUCCAGUGGCAAGAGAGCCUCAGAGAGCAAACAGAGGGAGCCUGUGUUCAGUGCAGGGAUGCGACGUGUGACACACUGCAAAGAUGAAGGGUAUGUAAAAAUGUAUUUGAAGGGACGACCCAUCACAAUGUACAUGUCCAAAGACCUGGUGGACACCUACAGCCUGGAAGCAAAGGCUGACUUGCCUCCUAAAAAACUGAAGCUAGAUUGGGUCUAUGGUUAUCGGGGCCGUGACUGUCGAUCCAACCUCUACUUGCUCCCGACGGGGGAAACGGUUUACUUCAUCGCCUCUGUGGUUGUGCUGUAUAAUGUAGAUGAGCAACUACAGAGACACUACACUGGACAUACUGAUGAUAUCAAGUGCCUAGCUGUCCAUCCUGAUAAAAUCACCAUAGCAACAGGACAAGUGGCAGGCACAUCCUCAGAUGGAAAACAGCUGGCCCCUCAUGUACGUGUAUGGGACUCUGUGAGUUUGAACACGUUGCACGUCCUUGGAAACGGUUUCUUUGACAGAGCCCUGGUGUGCCUCUCCUUCUCCAAGUCGAAUGGUGGUAGCUGGUUGUCUGUUGUGGAUGACUCCAAUGACCACAUCCUCUCUGUUUGGGACUGGCAGAAGGAGGAAAGACUUGCUGAAGUCAAAUGCUCCAAUGAGUCUGUUUUCGCUGCUGAUUUCCACCCGACAGAUGCUAAUAUAAUUGUAACAUGUGGGAAGUCGCACCUUUACUUCUGGUCAUUAGAGAAAGGGUCUCUUGUGAAGAAACAGGGUCUAUUUGAGAAACAAGAGAAGCCCAAGUUUGUAUUGUGUGUGACUUUUUCAGAAAAUGGCGACGCCAUCACUGGAGACUCAAGUGGAAAUAUACUUGUGUGGGGCAAAGGCUCUAAUCGUAUUAGCAUGGCCAUUCAAGGAGCCCAUGAGUUGAGCGUCUUUGCGCUUUGCAUGUUGAGAAAUGGGACUCUGGUCUCUGGUGGGAAGGACCGUAAACUCAUUUCCUGGGAUGAAAAUUAUCAAAAGAUUCAAACAGUAGAGGUGCCUGAGUUAUAUGGCCCCAUUCGAACUGUUGCUGAAGGAAAGGGUGAGACGGUUCUUAUUGGGACUACUAAAAACUAUGUCCUGCAAGGUAGUCUGGACGGGGAUUUCGUACCUAUUACACAGGGCCACACAGAUGAGUUAUGGGGUCUGACUGUACAUCCAAUGAAGCAGCAGUUCCUCACCUGCGGCCAUGACAAGCAUGUCUGCCUAUGGGACCCUGGCUCCCAUCAGCCCAUCUGGACCAAAACAUUGGAGGAUGCCGCUCAAUCGGCUGGAUUCCAUCCUUCUGGGGCAACGGUUGCUAUAGGAACACAGACAGGCAGGUGGCUUGUGCUUGAUACUGAAUCAAAGGAUCUAGUUACUAUGCACACAGAUGGGAACGAACAGCUGUCGGUUAUGCGCUUUUCUCCAGAUGGCAGUUUCCUUGCAAUUGGGUCACAUGACAACUACAUCUACAUUUAUGCUGUGGCUGAAUAUGGCAAAAAAUACAGCAGAGUUGGAAAGUGCUCAGGUCAUUCUAGUUUCAUCACACAUCUGGACUGGUCUGUGGAUUCUCAGUACUUGGUAUCCAACUCAGGGGACUAUGAGAUCCUUUACUGGAUCCCCUCUGUUUGCAAGCAAGUAGUGAGUGUGGAGACUGCCCGUGACAUAGAAUGGGCCACUUUCACCUGUACUCUGGGCUUCCAAGUUUUUGGGCUGUGGCCAGAUGGCUCAGAUGGAACUGACAUCAAUGCUGUGUGCACUUCUAAUGCAAAGAGACUGCUCGUCACUGGAGACGACUUUGGAAAAGUUCACCUUUUCUCAUUCCCUUGCUCUCAGUCUCGAGCCCCAAGUCAUGUCUACGGUGGACACAGCAGCCAUGUCACCAAUGUUAACUUUUUAUUUGAUGACAGUCACUUAAUCUCUACCGGAGGGAAGGACAUGAGUGUCAUGCAGUGGCGUGUGGUGUAAAACAACUACUGUCACACUAUUGUGUGUGUAUUCAUGUGGAAAACAUCAGAACUUUCUCUUUUUCUUGGAAGUGACUUGGGAAAACAAAAGUUGGGCCAUCGACUAAAGACUAAAGUGGUGAAAGGGAGAGGGAGAAGCUGGUUUUUGUUGUAUUUGCCUUUAAUUGUUAUCUCAGGACACCAAUAUUUGAAAUUACUCUCUGUUGACUGUCUCAUGCUUUCCUUGGCUGUGAAAGAGAGAUAUCUUUGGAGGAGAUCCCAUCUCCCUAACUUUGAAUUACAAACUAAGAAUCUGUUUUCUAGGGCAAAGUUAAACUUGAUGCCAAAGCACAUGAAGAAACUUAUUGGGAGUAAAUAAAACCAAUAUCCAAAAGGCGCUGGCCAAUUCAUAACAUAAUUAACAACACUUAACAUAAUGUAAAAACAGUAGCACCAAGUCUUAACAAUGGAACAUCAUCAUUUAUAAAGGAAUUACUCGCAUCACACUGACUGUAUUUCAAAAUUGCAUGUUAACUAUCCAAUCUGCCGCCAUUAUCAUGCUUUGUUUUGUGUGUGCUUUUGCUUCCACCUUCUGGUACAUUGAGGUACUGCAGCCACUCAAGGCUGAUUUCAUAUCGACUGUAUUCAUGUUUCAUGUAUUUUAAAUUUGAUUAUCAGCCCUCGAAUUUGUUUUAAAGAAGAAGUAGAAGAAGAACACGAGUCUGCGAAGGCAAAUGACUGUAUUUUGUUUAAAAUGAUUAAAGCCUUCAAAGACUUUCAACAUUUUUAUAGUGGUCUUGCUAAACCACUAAAGCCAUCAACCUCUGUUUUAGUUUUAAUCCCCUGUCUGGCAUUGUUUGAGAAUCAAGUAGCUUAACUGACAGUCAAUGUAGAGCACACUAACAUUAUAGUUAAGCUCCAUUUUCAUAACCUCUGAUUGAGAAAUGAGAUCAAACUGUUGUUACAGCUAAAUGACUGUAGUAUAAAUAAAUAGCUAAGCAUGCACAA
Myxocyprinus asiaticus (Chinese sucker) is the source of this 3953-nucleotide messenger RNA. RefSeq names its product echinoderm microtubule-associated protein-like 1. Gene Ontology annotation, molecular function: microtubule binding. The coding region runs from base 409 to 2967 and encodes 852 amino acids. Lineage: Eukaryota; Metazoa; Chordata; Actinopteri; Cypriniformes; Catostomidae. The record is from RefSeq and is a predicted model, not a curated record. Gene Ontology annotation, cellular component: mitotic spindle. The transcript is spliced from 25 exons. Gene Ontology annotation, biological process: microtubule cytoskeleton organization.